Fraxinus pennsylvanica is the source of this 495-nucleotide messenger RNA. Lineage: Eukaryota; Viridiplantae; Streptophyta; Magnoliopsida; Lamiales; Oleaceae. The record is from the annotation of a GenBank genome assembly.
AUGGGGAUGUUCAUGAGCUUCAUGGGAAAAGGUUUGCCAACAACACAGUUGCUAAGUAUGUUAACGGGAACCCUUCAAAAGCAGUUCAUGGAGAAAGAUAUCUCAGAUUUCGAGAAAUUCCAUAUGGCGAUUCUUGAUAUCUUCGAGACAGUGAAUGCAGCAUUGCCUGGUAAACACUAUAAUGUUCCUUUACCAGAGGAAGUUCAGGUAUGCUUCGAGGGAUGGGGAAAGGCAGAUGAGUCAGAAAAGAAGAAAAUUUUAAUAGAAUUCAUGAAGACGAAGGUGAAUCUUAGCAAAUUGGAUGAUUUUACCCUCAUAGCCGGACUAGCAACACCUCCGGCUGCUAUGGCGGCCAAGAGAGCGGGCGAGAGUGUUCCCCAGCUUAAAUUGAUCAAAGCAAUUCCCGAUGUUAUUUUUGUGCCCUCGGCUACAGUGCUGGCUCUCAUUUCUGCCAAAUUAUCCCGGAAGAUGAUUCUUGGUCACGUUGCCUCAUAA